Messenger RNA from Penicillium macrosclerotiorum, 2079 nucleotides. RefSeq names its product acetoacetate--CoA ligase family protein. Gene Ontology annotation, cellular component: cytosol. Bases 1 to 2079 code for a protein of 692 amino acids. The record is from RefSeq and is a predicted model, not a curated record. Gene Ontology annotation, biological process: lipid metabolic process. Gene Ontology annotation, molecular function: acetoacetate-CoA ligase activity. The transcript has a single exon. NCBI's taxonomy places the organism in Eukaryota, Fungi, Ascomycota, Eurotiomycetes, Eurotiales, Aspergillaceae.
AUGCCGCACAUCGACGAGGCAAUCACCCCAGAGGCGACGGAGCUUUGGAGGCCCUCAUCCCCGGAGACAACGCAGAUCUGGGACUUUAUGACCAGAGUAAACAAGAAGCAUGGUCUUUCGUUGAACAAUUACAAUGCACUCUGGCAGUGGAGUGUCUCCGAGCCUGCCAGUUUCUGGGAGGAAAUUUGGAACUAUACGCACAUCAAGGCUCACGAGCCAUACAAUCAGGUUCUGGAGCCAACACGACUAAUGUUCCCUCGACCGGAUUUCUUUGAAGGCUGCACGCUAAACUUCGCCGAGAAUCUCUUGUACCCGGCCUGCGCCCCAGAUGAGGACUCCAUCGCUGUGAUCGGUGCCACAGAGGCAGAUCGUGAAUUUAUUUCGUGGAAGCAGCUACGUGAGCGUGUACGCAAGUGCGCCAAUGCUUUGAAGGAAGCUGGUCUGAAAACUGGUGAUCGCGUGGCAGGCUUUGUCGGGAAUCACGCCAAUACCGUCGUGGCCAUGCUAGCCGCCGCCUCUAUUGGUGCUUUCUGGACCGGUGUGUCCCCAGAUACUGGUGUCCAUGCCGUUGUGGAGCGCCUGAAGCAGGUUGAUCCCAGAAUCCUGUUUGCGGACAGUGCUUCGCUCUACAAUGGAAAGGUCCACGGGUCACUCGCUAAGGUGCGCGAGAUCGUCUCAGACUUACCUGGUCUGGAGCUUCUGGUAGUGUUUGAGACCACCAAAUUGCUGGAAUUUGAAAUUAAAGAGGUUCGCCCUUCAAAUGGAAGGGCCAUUACAUAUGGCGAGUUCCAGAGCGCGGUCCGUGACGAGAAUGCGCCUCUGAAUUUUGCAAGCUUGAAACCUGAACAUCCUGUCUACAUCCUAUACUCAUCCGGCACAACAGGCGCCCCCAAGCCUAUCGUGCAUGGGUCGCUGGGUACACUACUACAGCAUAAGAAGGAACACGUUCUUCACUGUGAUAUUCGACCAGGUGAUCGCUUGUUCUACUUCACAACCACAACGUGGAUGAUGUGGCACUGGCUUGUGUCAGGCCUAGCCAGUGGUGCGACUAUUGUUCUAUAUGACGGUUCCCCAUUUCGGCCAUUUGAUGUCGAAGGAGGCAAGGGAGAGAUGGCCAUGCCGCGGCUCAUCGAUGAGCUUCAGAUCACCCACUUCGGCACUUCGGCCAAGUAUCUGUCCAUGCUGGAGCAAGCGGCAUUGAACCCCCGCAAGCACGCCCAUCGGCCAGUAUCUUUCAAGACCCUUAAAGCCAUUUUUAGCACAGGGUCUCCCCUGGCUCCGUCGACUUUCGAAUACAUCUACUCUUCCAUUCACCAAGAUAUCAUGUUGGGCUCCAUCACUGGUGGUACAGACAUUCUUUCACUUUUCUGCUCCGGAUGUCCAAUUCUUCCUGUCUACAAGGGUGAGAUCCAAUGUCGUUCUCUAGGAAUGGCCGUUUCCGUUUUUGAUUAUGCCGGCAAUGACAUUAGUGCCUCGGGUGAGCCGGGAGACCUUGUUUGCACCACACCAUUCCCCGCGCAGCCUGUCAUGUUCUGGCCUCCUGGUCCGACAGGUUUAGAGAAAUACCGAAAGAGUUAUUUCGACGUAUUUGGCCCAUCGGUAUGGCAUCACGGUGACUUUGUCCGCUUGAACCCACAGACUGGAGGUGUGGUCAUGCUGGGCCGGAGCGACGGGGUGCUCAAACCAUCAGGUGUUCGGUUCGGAAGUGCAGAGAUCUAUAAUAUAAUCAUAAAGUAUUUCGCAGACGAGGUUGAGGAUUCUCUGUGUGUUGGUCGGCGGAGAGAGGGUCUCGACACGGAUGAGACUGUUGUUCUCUUCGUGAAGCUAGCACCUGGCAGCCCCUCUGACCUAAAGGAUCUUUCGGCACGGAUUCAGGCUGUGAUUCGCAAGGAUUUAAGUGCUCGGCACGUCCCGGGUAUUAUUGAUGCCUGUCCAGAAAUUCCAGUGACUUCCAAUGGCAAGAAGGUCGAGAGUGCUGUCAAGCAGAUCCUCUGCGGACUCAACAUCAAGAUCGGUGCCAGUGUGGCCAAUGCGUCUUGUCUAGAUUGGUAUCGUGACUGGGCUUCAGGGCACUCAUAA